AAAACGUCUGAGUAAAAUCUUCAGGGUCACGUUAGAAUAUCAGUGAAAGGGGUUCUUUCGAAACGAGUUGUUUGUUACUUAAAUGCAUGAAUGACCAGUAUCCUUCCUAAUUUCAACAAUGUUCCCUCAGAGUGAAGAUCGGGUCAAUUUACGCCGCGUUCCUGACUUUUAUAAUGGAAAAUCUAUUUUCAUAACUGGAGCUGCUGGAUAUUUAGGAGUUAUUAUUCUAGAAACUCUUCUGAGAGCAUGUCCAGGCAUAUGCUCCAUUUACAUUCUACUGCGAGAAAAAAAAGGAAUACAACCAGAAUGUAGAAAAGAUGCCAUUUUCAAAAGGAAGAUAUUUUAUAAACUGAAAGAGAGACAACCAGAUGUAUUUAAGAAAGUUCAUGUUGUAGCAGGAGAUGUGACAUUGCCUAAUUUAGGAAUGAGUCAAGCUGAUCUCUUAAAAUUGAUUGAAGAAGUUUCAGUGGUUUUUCAUUGUGCAGCCAGUAUUAGUUUUCUGAAACCCCUCAAGUUUAUGGUCUUGCAAAAUUCAAAAGCAACUUACAAUGUUAUAGAGUUCAGCAGAAAAUUGAAGAGAAUAGAUGCUUUAGUGUAUACGUCAACCGCUUAUUCAAAUAGUAACAGACAAAGGAAGAUCGAAGAAAUAAUUUAUAGAUUACCAUUUCCUUCUCAAAGAUUUUUGGAUGAAUUGGACAAUGGUAAUAAUGAUAAUUUGAAUGCUUUAAUGGACAUGUGCAAACCCUCAUGGCCGAAUCACUACACCUUCAGCAAAUGUUUAUCAGAAAACAUUAUUUUAGAUUACGCUUCAGAUUUACCAGUAGCUAUUGUUCGCCCAUCUAUAAUACUAUGUUCAUGGAAAGGAAUAUUGCCGGGAUAUAUAGAAGAAGGCUCAGGAAUGGUAGAUUUAGGAAUUGCAGUUGGUAAAGGUUUUGUCCGAGCUAUUCCUGGCGACCCAAACACUAAAAUAGAUUUAAUUCCUGUCGAUAUUGUGGCUAAUACGCACAUCGUAACCGCUUGGAGUGUAGCAACUGGCAGAUCAUCAACUCCUUUGGUUAUUAAUUGCGUAGCAGGAGAGUUAUUGCAACCAACUCUUCAAGAAUAUCAUGAUACAUUAUUUAACAUGGCAGUUAAUAACCCACUACCAAGAUCUUUUCAGAGACCGUCAUCAUCAAUACAGAAGAAUAAAUUUAUUUAUGCGAUAAUCGUGCUGUUUGAACAUUACAUACCAGCACUGGUGAUUGAUAUGCUACUACGGCUAAGUGGUAGAAAGCCCAGGAUGCUAUCUCUUUACCGGUUUUAUGAUAGUGCAGUCUCAGCUUUAAAUUUUUUUCUCACUAAUUCCUGGAAUUUCCAGAUAGAUCGCUUCAAGAGUCUUGCACAGCAACUAGAUCCAAAAGAUGAAGAGAUGCUUUAUGUUGACACAUCAGAGUAUAGAGUCUCAUCAGUAUCAGAAGUAUUACCAAUUGGAUCACCUUUUUAUGAAUGGGAUAUUGAUCGAAAACCAAUGACCGAAAGAAAUCGAAUUACCUUUAUACGCUACUUAUUUACCAGUUUCAUCAAGACAAUUGUGCUGGCAGGUGUAUUCUUUUUGUUUUACAUCAUAAUAUCUAAAGUUUUACAAAACACGACUAUCUUUUAAAUAUGAAUUUCAUUCAUAGUAUUCAUUUUUGUAAAUAGAUGAAGUAAUUUAGUUAUUUUAAAGAAACAUAUAAUGAUGUGCUCAUAUUUUAAAUUGUCCUCAGUGUGUAAUUCAUACUAAAUGAAUUGUGAAUUUCAUAUACAGAUUUUAUUAUUUUAUGUUGUAAAUAGAUGAAAGUGUUGGUAUUUUCAAUAAAACGUUUUCAUUCAGCGAAAAA
Parasteatoda tepidariorum (common house spider) is the source of this 1859-nucleotide messenger RNA. Its product is annotated as fatty acyl-CoA reductase 1. The record is from RefSeq and is a predicted model, not a curated record. Gene Ontology annotation, cellular component: peroxisome. Gene Ontology annotation, biological process: long-chain fatty-acyl-CoA metabolic process. Gene Ontology annotation, molecular function: alcohol-forming very long-chain fatty acyl-CoA reductase (NADP+) activity. Lineage: Eukaryota; Metazoa; Arthropoda; Arachnida; Araneae; Theridiidae.